GAUCUUGGCUCACUGAUUCAAUUGGAAGACUGUGGCUUGGCAGAUGGUUCAGUUACAAUAUGACUGAAAGUAUGUAUAUCACAAUUCAGGGUAGCUUGUAAUAAAUGCAUUAUUAUCUAACACUUGCUGGAUUAAAGAAGUGCCAUUGCUAAACAAUUUGUAUCUGGGAACCGGAAUAGCACAAACGUGGGGUUUAUAUUUUGCAACAGGGAGAUUGAAUAAAUAUAGGAGAGAUAACAAGGCUUUUCAAGAAGAGCAAAGGAAGUAAGGCGUCCGCGGGUGCGGAGAGGGAGAGAACGUGUAAGGUAUAGAACACCUACAGCGAAAAGAAACGGAAUUCCAGAAGAAAAUCCAUUCGCUGAAACACUGAAUUACCCGACACAUACGAUUGAUUUGUUUUCUAACUCUCUGCUGUCCACGUCGUCGCUGUUUACAGUUCUGAACCCCGUGCGCUGUAACUGUGUCCAGCCUCUACAUUUCAGCACCUCGGACAGCAACUCCCUGUUGCACAGCCGUAUUAGGACCCUGGAGCUGCUCUUGCUCGUGCACUGCGCACAGCUCCGCCCACACUAAUGCCCACAAACUGAUUCAGUAGAGCUUGAGACUUUGCCUGCGCCGAGUCUUGGUGCUGAGUCCUGAUGCCGCUCAAAGGGGAUACGACUCUUUGAAACUGCUGCCCUCUAUAUUAUCUGUUUCUCGUGCACUUUGCUGCUCUGGAUUAUUGAAGGCAAGAGUAUCCCAGCUAGCAUGUUUAGUCUCAUGCUCAGAAAACGCAAAGGAACCUGAAGGAGCUGCAGCGUUUGAGCAACUCAUUCUUGAUGUGAUAAAAGUGUUGGAUCUUGUUCUGUACAUGAAACAACAGUUGGAACAUUAUACAGAUCCACGUCUGGAAGCAGAUCCUGCAUUGCUAGCAACACCAAGCCCCAUUCUUUUCAUUAAGUGUUCAUCCAGGAAAGAGCAAGAAUUAGGAAUUUCUAUGUGGUUUCCUUUUCUUUGUGCCUCUUCCCAAAAUUUCUUUCUAUUCACCUCAUACAAUCUUUAGUUAUUAUGUCUGCAAGGCUCCUAGUGGUUUUCUUUCUACUGUCAGUUUUUCAAGCCUGCUCCAGGAAGAUUGAAGAUGAUGAAUAUGAAGAUCUAACAAUGAACCAAAAAUGGGUGCUUGCUCCUAAAACUCAAGACACGGAUGCCACACUGAUUCUUAACAAGCUACUAAAAGAAUACGACAAGAAAUUAAGGCCAGAUAUUGGAAUUAAGCCAACAGUUAUUGAUGUGGAUAUUUACGUCAACAGUAUUGGGCCAGUGUCUUCAAUUAAUAUGGAAUACCAAAUAGAUAUAUUUUUUGCUCAGACAUGGACUGACAGUCGACUCAGGUUCAACAGCACUAUGAAAAUCUUAACUCUAAAUAGCAAUAUGGUCGGAUUAAUCUGGAUCCCUGAUACCAUUUUUCGGAAUUCUAAAACAGCAGAAGCUCAUUGGAUUACAACCCCCAAUCAACUUCUUAGGAUAUGGAAUGAUGGGAAAAUUUUGUAUACAUUAAGGCUUACUAUUAAUGCAGAAUGUCAGCUUCAACUGCACAACUUUCCAAUGGAUGAACACUCAUGUCCACUCAUCUUCUCCAGCUAUGGUUAUCCAAGGGAUGAAAUGGUCUACAGAUGGAGAAAAAAUUCAGUGGAAGCUUCUAAUCAGAAAUCUUGGAGACUCUAUCAGUUUGACUUUAUGGGCCUCAGGAAUACAACUGACACUGUGAAAACAUCAGCAGGUGAUUAUAUUGUAAUGACGGUGUAUUUUGAUUUAAGCAGACGAAUGGGAUACUUCACCAUUCAAACUUAUAUUCCUUGCAUAUUAACAGUUGUAUUAUCAUGGGUGUCAUUUUGGAUCAAAAAAGAUGCCACACCAGCAAGAACAGCAUUAGGCAUUACAACAGUACUGACAAUGACAACUCUCAGUACAAUAGCAAGAAAAUCCUUACCGCGGGUUUCAUAUGUCACAGCUAUGGAUCUCUUUGUGACUGUGUGCUUCUUAUUUGUAUUUGCAACACUAAUAGAGUAUGCAGCACUUAGUUACUAUUCAAGCUGCAAAAAACCAAGACGUACAAAGAAGAAAAAAUCGAACUAUUCUGUUUUGGACAUGAGACCACCUCCAACAGUCAUCACUGUAAACAAUUCUUUGUACUGGCAGGAGUUUGAAGAGGCGUGCGUCUAUGAGUGCCUGGAUGGUAAAGACUGUCAGAGCUUUUUUUGUUGUUACGAUGAAUGUAAAUCUGGUUCAUGGAGAAAAGGAAGAAUUCACAUAGACCUUUUAGAACUUGACUCAUAUUCAAGAGUAUUUUUCCCUACUUCAUUUCUGUUAUUUAAUCUUGUCUACUGGGUUGGAUAUCUUUACCUUUAAAGACUACUAUUUUAAAGACAACUAUAUUUUCAAUUAUUUGCAAGUGCCCGUGGAGGAGAUGAAGGACUACGAAAAUUUCAUCUUAAACUUUCCACGGAUCACUUUGGAUUAUUUUCACAUGAACUUGGGGGAGAAAACAUUUUCCCAAUGAACUCUAUUUGCAGAAAACUGUGUAUUGUUAUUGACAACACCAGAAAACUUUUUACCACAAAAUAACACUUAUAACUUCUUAUAUUCCAAAAGUCUAUAUUUGACAUAGAAAACAAUACUGAAAAAAACAAAUAUUCAAUAAGAAAAAAAAAUGCAAAUUAUCAUUGCUACAUUUUAUUAAAUUGUCUUUAAUUUAUAUAUUAAAAGGAUUUCUUUAUUCUUUUUUAAUUAAACGGUACUAGCACUGACCAAAAAUACAAACUGAACGGUAAAAUAGGUUGUUUUCUUUUACAGGAAAUUCAUCAAAAAAGUUACUUCACAAAUGUCAGAGCUACUAGUAACCUAUUAGAAUAUUUCAAAAUAUUGUCUCUCCAAAUUAUAGUAGGUAAUAUAAUUCUCGAAAAGCCAACUUAAAAAUAUACAGUAUGACUGUGCUAAAUACUGGCAGAUAUAAUACUGAGUGAUUGCUGCUCAUAUAUAGCACGUCCCUAAUUAGAGUUUAGAGAAACAUUUGCAACUGAAUAUCUAACAGCUGAAAAACACACAAUUUUCUCAUCAUAAAAUAAGCCGGUCUUAACACAGAGUAUCAAAGUUUAGGCAAAUAAGCACUAAGUACGUUUUAUUUAAGGGUGUUGUAAUAUUCUAGUACUGUAUGACUUUUGUAUUACAGAAUAACAAAGGAACUGAAAACCAAGUUAUUACUUUAUUUUACAAAAAAUGCUCAGGGAGAGCUUUUUUAUAUUAUCAUCAAUGUAUUGACUAAGCAAAUCACUAGAGAAGUUUUGCCUUAAUAUUGAACACUAUUUUAAAACUUCAGUUUUAUUUGAGCAGUACAUUAGUGAGAAAACAAUGGUUGAGCAGUUGUUUAAAUUAAAGGGAUACUGUCAUGGGGAAA
Messenger RNA from Xenopus laevis (African clawed frog), 3433 nucleotides. RefSeq names its product gamma-aminobutyric acid receptor subunit gamma-3 (gene gabrg3.S). The record is from RefSeq and is a predicted model, not a curated record. Lineage: Eukaryota; Metazoa; Chordata; Amphibia; Anura; Pipidae. The transcript has 9 exons. The coding region runs from base 1048 to 2388 and encodes 446 amino acids.